This is a messenger RNA of Folsomia candida, 1254 nucleotides long. RefSeq names its product tubulin polyglutamylase complex subunit 2-like. Bases 33 to 1154 code for a protein of 373 amino acids. The transcript has 5 exons. NCBI's taxonomy places the organism in Eukaryota, Metazoa, Arthropoda, Collembola, Entomobryomorpha, Isotomidae. Gene Ontology annotation, biological process: protein polyglutamylation. The record is from RefSeq and is a predicted model, not a curated record.
UCUAAAACACACCUUUACACAUAUUUAAUAAAAUGGGGGAUGAAGGAGAGCCGGAAUUACCUAAUCCUUUGACAGAGGCAAAACAGGGUAGUAGCCGAAUUACUCCAGCUAUUCAGUUCAGUCAAGAAGAACAAACAUAUCAUAAACAUCUUACUCUAGGAAUUGAAGAUAAAUUACAGAAAAAUCGGAUGAUCAAAGACAUAAACCUUACAAUUCGAAAACCAACAGAGAAACCCACGAUUAGUGGAUGGGAAAGGAAACACGGGGUGUUACCCACAGACCUCAAGGAUUAUUACCUCUCUACAAAUGGAUUUAAAUUGACCUGGAGUUUGGAGCAUGCUGGAGACAAUCUUAAAAUUGGUGAAAUGAACAUAAACCCAAUCAACCAACUCGUGGCACUGGAAAGUCUCGACCCCGUCGACGCUGGUGGUGAUGGACGCCGAAUGAGCGGAAACACUACAAACAAAUUUUUUGAUAUCAAAAGAUCCAAUGGAAAAUUAAAGCUAUCUGGAAAUUUUUCACAACUUGAAGUGCCCCACAGAAAGAUUAAUCCAGGAGGAAAUUCUGAAGAAAUUGGGGAUAUAAAUAACAAGUUUUCGAUAUAUUUUUCCGAACUGCGUCAAACAAUGGAGGCCAAUUCUCAAUCCAAAUCGCAGAAAGAGGUUGGAUUGUUUCUUGCUCCGAACGAUAAAGCAUUUAUCCUUGACCAAAGCAAGUAUGGCUGGGUCUGUCUUAUCUACCCAGCCGCUCGUAAUAAAACCAUCCUUCUCCCCCCAAACUCCCCUCGCUCCGUCACAGAGCCUUCACAACAGGUUGAGCCUAACGUUGAAAUUUGGUUUUUGGAUAAUUCUUUGACGUGGCACUAUUUGGCUCCCACUUUCUCCCAUUACUAUCGGAUGCUACUUUUUCACUUGGGGGUACCUCAAUGGCAGUACAGAUUUACUCCUUAUGGCUUAUCUUCUUGGGCAGAACAACUUUUUUGGAUAAUUGUUCCCCACCUUUUGACCCCGCUGAAGCCUUUAAAAAUCAACACAUCUUCAGACUUGUGGUCAUCGGAUGUACCGUCGGAAGCUGCAACUCCCAAUCCAACUCCAAAUGUAUUAUCCAGCGUUAUGUUUAGGCGAAAAAAGAGAGACAAAGUUGAAGGUGUUUGAAUACCAUAAACGAGGACGAGGAUGAGCACUAUGCGUCCACUACCAAAUAGUAGAACCAUCAAAUAAUAUUUAGCAACAAAUAAACGGAACUUUGUACGAA